This is a messenger RNA of Cygnus olor (mute swan), 1857 nucleotides long. RefSeq names its product ammonium transporter Rh type B-like. The transcript has 2 exons. Bases 20 to 1369 code for a protein of 449 amino acids. Gene Ontology annotation, biological process: ammonium homeostasis; ammonium transmembrane transport. The record is from RefSeq and is a predicted model, not a curated record. Gene Ontology annotation, cellular component: plasma membrane. Gene Ontology annotation, molecular function: ammonium channel activity. Lineage: Eukaryota; Metazoa; Chordata; Aves; Anseriformes; Anatidae.
CCUCCUGACACAUCUGAGGAUGGCCACACCACCCCCCGCCAGCACCCGCCGCCUCCUGCCCCUCUCCCUGGGGCUCUUCCAGGGCGCCCUGCUGCUCUUCUUCGCCCUCUUUGUCACCUACGACGAGCCCUCGGCCGUGGCCACGGAGGCAGAGGAUGGCACCCAGGCUGCCGAGCAGCUCCCCAGCAUCUUCCCCCUCUUCCAGGACAUCCAGGUGAUGCUGGCGGUGGGGCUGGGGCUCCUGCUGGCCUUCCUGCCCCGCUACGGGCUCAGCGCCCUCACCCACAAUUUCCUCCUGCUCAACUUCUCCACGCAGUGGGCGCUGCUGCUGCAGGGCUUGCGCCACCGCUACCGCCACGGCGAGGUCCGCCUGGGUCUCCACAACGUCCUCGCCGCCGAGUUCGCCGCCGUCACCGUGCUCAUCUCGGUCGGGGCUGUCCUGGGCAGGACGAGCCCCUGCCAGCUCCUCGCCGUGGCUUUCUGCGAGGUCCCCGUCUACCUCGCGAGCGAGUGGCUCAUCGUCACCCAGCUGGGCGUCCGCGACGUGGGAGGCACCAUCACCAUCCACGUCUUCGCCUGCUAUUUCGGCCUCGGCGUGUCCAAGGCUCUGUUUGGGACGCAGAGGCGGCCGGCGCAUCCCAAGGAGACUCCGACGCCCCGAUCCGACCUCCUGGCCCUGGUGGGGACGCUCACCCUCUGGGUUUUCUGGCCCAGCUUCGUGGCCGCCCCGUGCCAGCCGGGUGAUGCCCAGCACCGGGCCAUCCUGAACACCCUCCUGGCCCUCAGCGCCAGCGCCGUCACCACCGUGGUGGCCUCCAGCCUGCUGGAGAGUGGCGGCAAGCUCAGCCCGGGCCACCUGCAGAACGGCAGCCUGGCCGGCGGGGUGGCCAUCGGCGCGCUGGCCGACAUGCCCAUCACACCGGCGGCCUCCCUGGCCCUGGGCAGCCUCUCCUCGCUCGUCUGCCUGCUCGGCUUCCGAUUCCUCACCCCGCUCCUGGCGAGGAGGCUGGCUCUGCACGACCAGUGCGGCAUCCACAACCUCCACGGCUUGCCGGGCACCCUCGGCGCAGCGGCCAGCGCCGUGGCCGUCCUGCUCUCCCACAUCGAUGGCAGCAGGGUGGCGGAGGACCAGGGGGGCUGCGGUGGUGGCAGGCAGGCGCUGUGGCAAGUGGCAGGGCUGGCUGUGGCCCUUGGAGGCUCGCUGCUCAGCGGGAUGCUCGCUGGCGCCGUGCUGCGCCUGCCCUGCCUGGCCCCGCCGCCCGAGCCGCUUUGCUUCGAGGACUCGCUGAAUUUCAGGAUCCAGGGGCAGGCCGAGAGCCCGGGGAUGGGGGACGCCACCGAGGAAGUGGCCCUGAAGGAGCGGGUGUAGGCACCUGGUUCGGGAUGUUUCCAGCGCCCGGUGCCCUCUCGUGCCAAACGCCCAGCGUCGGGGCAGUGCCGCAGCGUGCGUCCCUUCAACAUCCUCCCACCCCGAGGCUGCAGGUCCCUUCCUCUGCCCCUGGCCAGCCCUAGGAACUGACCAUCCGUCUCCACAGACAUGGAAACAAGCUGCUUGGGGUUUAUCUCCCAGGAUGGAUCUCCCCUGCAUGCUGGCCCGGGAUAGCAAACAUCCCCCUGCUAUGUCCAACUUCUCCACCGCGUCACUCCUGCCCCGCCGGCUGCCCCGGCUGCAAGCCCAGGGCUGGGAACAGCAGUGGGGUGAAGAGGAAAUGACCACAAGCAAGGGAUUUUGAAGGGAUUUUAUCACCUGUGCCGCACUGGACAAUCUAACCUCUGCCAAGUCUCGCUAGGCGAAUUGCAGCAGAUACCUCCCUUUUUCACCACAACGGCAAUGAGGCCUGAGCAAGGAGAGGGGCU